AACAGAUAUUGUAUCAACUCAUGGACACAUUUAUUUGAAGAUUCAACCACAGAACAGAAUAAAUAAUAAAUAAUCAACGAACUAAUCUAUUCUGCGAUUUAACAGUUAAACAGGUACAUAAAUUUUACAUUUAAGACUUGUUGUUCGGGCUGUGUGCAAAAACGAACCAUGGGCAAGUCGUCGAAAGACAAACGCGAUAUUUACUAUCGGUUGGCCAAGGAACAAGGCUGGCGAGCCCGCAGUGCGUUCAAGCUGAUGCAAAUCGACGAGCAGUUCGACAUCUUCAACGGGGUAACGCGCGUGGUGGAUCUGUGCGCGGCCCCCGGCAGCUGGAGUCAAGUGUUGAGCAAAACGUUGUAUGCCAACAAGUCGGACAGCGAAAAGAAGGACGUCCAAAUCGUGGCGGUCGACCUGCAGUCGAUGGCGCCCUUGCCGGGUGUCGUCCAGCUCAAAGGCGACAUCACCAAAGAGAGCACGGCCAACGCCAUCCUAUCGCAGUUCGGCGACGAGCUCGUAGACCUGGUAGUUUUCGACGGAGCGCCCGACGUCACCGGCCUGCACGAUCUCGACGAGUACAUCCAAGCCCAACUGCUGUUGGCCGCCCUCAACAUAACCACGUACUUGCUAAAACCUCGGGGCACGUUUGUCGGCAAGAUAUUUCGCGGCAAAGACGUUUCCAUACUGAUCGCCCAGCUGGAGAUAUUCUUCGACGACGUGGCCAUAGCCAAGCCGUGCAGCUCGCGCAACUCGAGCAUAGAAUCGUUUGUCGUGUGCCGACAGUUCCGAUUGCCCAAAGGAUACACGCCGACCAUGGCCAAUCCACUGAUGACCAACGACUCUAGGACGUGGAGCGAAAUGGGCGUCCAUCCCGUAAUAACGCCGUUUGUGGCCUGUGGCAGUUUGAGUGGCUUCGACGCCGAUAAAACUUACGCUCUAGAAAUAGACGGCCUCGAGUAUACGCAUAGGGAUCCGGUUCAGGGUCCAAUUUCACCGCCGUAUGAAAAAUCAAAACCCUUAAUUACUACCAAAGGCAAAAGUGUUGUAGAAACACAAGAAGAAGCUACCGAAUCGAUGGAACGGCUACAGCUUCAAUGAUAACUUCGUAUUAUAAUCUGACUAUAUUUUUUAUAUUUGAUAUUGUAUGGUGUUUAUCGUGUACAGACUCUUGUAAAUAUAUAUAUAAAUAUAUUUAUAUUUGC
Adelges cooleyi (spruce gall adelgid) is the source of this 1199-nucleotide messenger RNA. RefSeq lists its product as uncharacterized. Gene Ontology annotation, molecular function: tRNA methyltransferase activity. The transcript has a single exon. Gene Ontology annotation, cellular component: cytoplasm. Gene Ontology annotation, biological process: cytoplasmic translation; tRNA methylation. NCBI's taxonomy places the organism in Eukaryota, Metazoa, Arthropoda, Insecta, Hemiptera, Adelgidae. Bases 169 to 1095 code for a protein of 308 amino acids. The record is from RefSeq and is a predicted model, not a curated record.